AUGUACUCUGUUCUGGAUCGGGACUGGGGCACACAAACUGCUGGCGCCAAGCAUAGCAUGCCCACUAUGGGAGUGCAACCGUUAGAAGCACAAAGUGGGUAUACUCAGUCCUUGUUGCGCACAGAUCCAGUCAGCCAGACCAAACAUGAAUCAACUAACGCCCCCAGCCGCAUUUCCAUGCCGCAUCUCCGUGCCGCAUCUCUGGCGGCCAGAACAUGUGUUGCCAAAUUGGGAGCAGCUCUGAGAUCAAACCCCUCAAAUCUGAGACAUCUGAAUCUGAACUUUAAUAAACCAGGAAAUUCAGGUGUAAAGCUGCUCUCUGAUGUACUGCAGGAUUCACGGUGUAAACUGGAGAAACUACAGCUGUGGGACUGCAGUAUUACAGAUGAAGGUUGUGUUGCUUUGGCUUCAGCUUUCAGAUCAAACCCCUCACAUCUGAGAGAUCUGGAUCUGAGCUUUAAUAAACCAGGAGAUUCAGGAGUGAAGCUGCUCUCUGAUGUACUGAAGGAUUCACGCUGUAAACUGGAGAAACUACAGCUUUAUGGCUGCAGUAUUACAGAUGAUGGUUGUGUUACUUUGGCUUCAGCUCUGAGAUCAAACCCCUCACAUUUGAGAGAUCUGAAUCUGAGCUUUAAUAAUCCAGGAGAUUCAGGAGUGAAGCUGCUCUCUGAUCUACUGAAGGAUUCACGCUGUAAACUGGAGAAACUACAUCUUUCCAGUUGUGGUAUUACAGAUGAAGGUUGUGUUGCUUUGGCUUCAGCUCUGAGAUCAAACCCCUCACAUCUGAGAGAUCUGAAUCUGAACUUUAAUAAACCAGGAGAUUCAGGAGUGAAGCUGCUCUCUGAUGUACUGAAGGAUUCACGCUGUAAACUGGAGAAACUAGAUCUUUCCAGUUGUGGUAUUACAGAUGAAGGUUUUGUUGCUUUGGCUUCAGCUCUGAGAUCAAACCCCUCACAUAUCAGAUAUCUGGAUCUGAGCAAUAAUAAAGCAGGAGAUUCAGAAGUGAAGCUGCUCUCUGAUCUAAAAAUGGAUCCAAAUUGUAAACUGGAGAAAUUAUAUAUUUGAUGUCUAACAGUCAGACACUCACUGGGGAAAACUCCAAGACCUUCAGCUGGUGAAUCAAAAUAUCUGUUGUGUGUCCUGAACAACACGAUCGCCUGAACAAGCACAUUUAUAUUAAUCCAUUUACAAGCUAAAGAUUUCUGUUAUAUGAACACAGAUAGAAAUUACUUGAAUAUAUCUACUGUAUGUGCUUUCAGAGUCUUACCCUAAUUUUUUGU
Messenger RNA from Misgurnus anguillicaudatus (oriental weatherfish), 1280 nucleotides. The record is from RefSeq and is a predicted model, not a curated record. NCBI's taxonomy places the organism in Eukaryota, Metazoa, Chordata, Actinopteri, Cypriniformes, Cobitidae.